Molecule: messenger RNA, 1641 nt
Organism: Trichomonas vaginalis G3
Lineage: Eukaryota; Parabasalia; Trichomonadida; Trichomonadidae
Product: helicase protein
Exons: 1
Coding region: 1-1641 (546 amino acids)
Cellular component (GO): nucleolus
Molecular function (GO): nucleic acid binding; ATP binding
Source: RefSeq, a predicted model, not a curated record
AUGAUAACUUCAGGCGCUUGGAGCGAUCUCAAUAAGAAUUCUGAAGUUUUAUCAGAAGAAACUAUUAACGUAUUAACAAAGAUAGGUUUUCCGUCAAUGACACCUGUUCAAAAGAGUGUUACACCAUAUUUAUUAGGACAUAAAGAUGUUGCCGUUGAAGCUGUCACUGGUUCUGGCAAAACACUUGCAUAUCUUGUACCAUCAAUGGAAUAUAUCAAGAAAUCUACAGAUGGAUUGGCUGUUCUUGUUCUUGUUCCAACUCGUGAAUUAGCUCAGCAAGUUUAUGAAGUUGCACAAUCAAUUUCAGCAGAGUUCCCAGCAAUGGUUCCUCAAUACGUUAUCGGUGGCUCUCAAGUUACAGCAGAUAUCGAAACAUUUAACAAUGUUAAACCAACAAUCUUAAUUGGCACACCAGGCAAACUCCAUGAGUUAAUGACCGAGCUUCCUGAUGAUACAUUCCGUAAAUUAUCUCUGUUUAUUGUUGAUGAAGCAGAUCAAAUUCUUCGAAACGGUCUAGGAGGCACUCUUACAGCUAUUUUCCAAAAGCUUCCAACACAGAGACGUACAGGCUUAUUCUCAGCGACAAUGAACGAUGCUUUAUCCGAAAUUAUCAAAACUGGCAUGAGAAAUCCAAUGUACAUUCACAUCAAAUCGAGUGAAUCUCAAGCACCAUCCGAGCUUACGAAUUUUUAUGCUAUUGUUGAUCCUAAAUACAAAUUCUGCCAAUUAAUACAAUUUAUUCGCCAACGCGUCAUCAAUAGCAAAUGCAUUGUCUUUGUUCUCAACAGACAAGAAGUUGAUUUCAUGACCGAUACCAUUAAAAUCGCACUCGGCGACAGUUGUCCCCAAAUUAUCCCAUUCCAUGGCAAAAUGGCCCAAUCCAUUCGUAUGGAGAACCUCGAAUCAUUCAGGAAGCUUGAGAAAGGCAUUCUUCUUUCCACAGAUGUUGCUGCAAGAGGCAUCGAUAUUCCAGACAUCGAAUGGAUCAUCCAAUACGAUGCUCCUCAAAAAGAAUCAAUGUUCAUCCACAGAAUCGGAAGAACAGCACGUAUUGGACGUAGCGGAAGUGCUAUUGUCUUCUUAAGAGAGCACGAGGAUGGAUACAUCGAUUUCCUCGAGCGUCAACAGAGUGUCAGUUUGUUAGAAAUGGCAGUUGAAGUUCCAGACGACAGCGAAGAAAUUUUGCAAAAAAUCCGCAAAAGUGUCUCAUCAUCAGAAGAAUUCUACCUCAAAUCCAUGAAAUGCGUUGUUGCUUAUGUCAGAUCCUAUUCAGAACACGAGCUCAACCUUCUCUUCAGACUCAGAGAACUCGAUUUCAUCGCUUUGGCAGAGAGUUUCGGAUUAGUUCGAAUUCCAGGAAUGUUGGAGAUCAAGCAACGCAACGAGAAGAAACCAGGAUAUCUUGACUUGGUCGACGAAUGGAAUAAGAAACACGAAGACGAAUGGAAACCAUUUGCAGAAAAGAAUUACUCAAUCCAGGAUUAUGGAGGUGUUCCAGAGAAGAAGAACGCAAACAAGAAUUCUAAGAAUGAUAAAGAUAAAAAACAAGGAAACAAGAAUGAUAAAAAUAACAACAAGAAAGCUCCUCCAAAACACUUUGAAAAACCAAAAUCAAGAGGUUUCUUCAAAGCCAAACACUAA